AUGGUCGAGCAAGCCAAUAUUGUGGGUAGCAAGUUAGCAGAGAAGGCUCUAAAUGCUUUAAUUGUGAAAUGUAAAGAGAGCACAUCUUUACAAAAUGAUAAAGACAUCCACAUAAUCAUUAAUAUGGGGAAAAAAAUGGGUAUAAAGAGAGAUAACAUUCCCCGUAUCAUUCCAUUGACUAAAUGCAAGCUAUUCAAGCCAAGAGAUCUAAACAUAUUGCUCAUCGUGAAAGACCCCUCCACUUUGUAUAGGGAGACUUUGACAAAAGAUGAGCACACAUCAGAAUUAUUCAAGGAAAUCAUAAGUGUCAAGAAUUUGAAGCGUAGAUUCAGAGGCAAUAAGCUGACCCAACUCUAUAAGGAUUUUGACUUGGUUGUUGCUGAUUACAGAGUCCACCACUUACUCCCGGAAGUUCUUGGCAACAGGUUUUAUCACGGUAGUAAAAAGUUACCAUAUAUGAUUCGCAUGUCUAAAGAAGUUAAGUUGAAACGCAAGCAAAUGGUCGAAAAAUGUGACCCCAUUUAUGUGAGAGCGCAACUAAGAAGUAUAUGUAAGAAUACUUCAUAUAUUCCCAACGAUGACAAUUGUUUAAACAUAAGAGUUGGGCACAUCCAAAAACAUCCCAUACCGGAAAUUUUACAGAACAUUCAAGAUACAGUCAACUUUCUUACCGAUAGAAGUAAGAGACCCCAAGGCGGCGUUAUUAAAGGCGGAAUAAUAUCUAUAUUUGUCAAGACCAGUAACAGUACUAGCUUACCCAUAUACCAAAUCUCAGAAGCCAAGGAAAAUGAUGAAAGGGAGAAUCUGAGUGAUAUAAGAUUAUAG
Saccharomyces mikatae IFO 1815 is the source of this 825-nucleotide messenger RNA. It is a transcript of the gene UTP30, whose product is annotated as Utp30p. Gene Ontology annotation, cellular component: 90S preribosome. The transcript has a single exon. The coding region runs from base 1 to 825 and encodes 274 amino acids. The record is from RefSeq and is a predicted model, not a curated record. Lineage: Eukaryota; Fungi; Ascomycota; Saccharomycetes; Saccharomycetales; Saccharomycetaceae.